Molecule: messenger RNA, 4090 nt
Organism: Pungitius pungitius (ninespine stickleback)
Lineage: Eukaryota; Metazoa; Chordata; Actinopteri; Perciformes; Gasterosteidae
Exons: 11
Coding region: 59-3265 (1068 amino acids)
Biological process (GO): regulation of transcription by RNA polymerase II; regulation of DNA damage response, signal transduction by p53 class mediator
Cellular component (GO): polytene chromosome; nucleus
Molecular function (GO): histone H4K20 methyltransferase activity; transcription regulator activity; protein binding
Source: RefSeq, a predicted model, not a curated record
AGAGGAUAGGUCUCUUGGAAGGCUUGUAAAUGACGAUAAUGUAAACCCCAAUGCCAAGAUGAAGUACCUAAACAUCCAAGGGAAGCCCCAUCUGUGUUUGUUUGCAGCACGAGACAUCAGUCAAGGAGAGGAGAUCACCUAUAAUUAUGGUGACUCUGACUGGCCAUGGCGAUGCAAGAUGAUCACUGCGAAUGAGCUGAUGGAGUCUGCUGCAAGUGACGAGGCCAACAAGAUUGAGACCUCUGUGGAUGGCCUGAGUCCAACAUGUCCACAACAUAGUCCCCCCAAAAGGGUUGAAAAGAUGAUCACUGCGAAUGAGCUGAUGGAGUCUGCUGCAAGUGACGAGGCCAACAAGAUUGAGACCUCUGUGGAUGGCCUGAGUCCAACAUGUCCACAACAUAGUCCCCCCAAAAGGGUUGAAAAGAUGAUCACUGCGAAUGAGCUGAUGGAGUCUGCUGCAAGUGACGAGGCCAACAAGAUUGAGACCUCUGCGGAUGGCCUGAGUCCAACAUGUCCACAACAUAGUCCCCCCAAAAGGGUUGAAAAGAUGAUCACUGCGAAUGAGCUGAUGGAGUCUGCUGCGAGUGACAAGGCCAACAAGAUUGAGACCUCUGUGGAUGGCCUGAGUCCAACAUGUCCACAACAUGGUCCCCCCAAAAGGGUUGAAAAGUGUCUAAAGCAUCACCUGGUGUCCGCAACAAUAUCCUCUUUGGACAAAUGUGUCCAAUGUGUGGGACCUGUAUCCUCCUUCAAGUGGGUUGGCUAUGAAUGCAGAGUUUGUUCAGGAGUCUGGCAUAAAUCCUGCCUCAGGAAAAUGACGAAUGAUAACCAAGACCCAUCACAGUUUCUCGAUCAAAUAUCUGAUGAUGAUGACGAUGAUGACAACGACGAGUGUGUGUCGAGUGAGGAAUACAUACCAGACUCGGAAACCCAUGAUGAGGAUGAUGAUUCAGAUGCAAGCAUCCCCAUUACCCCAAGUCAGUUGAAAGCCGGAUGGAUUAAAGUAAAACCAGUGCUACCUGAUGUUGGAACAGCCCAUGGGUCAGACAAAAGCAUCCCAGUUCUGUCCAGUUCAUCAAAAGGUUGCCCAUCUGCUGCUGAAACAUUGAAUUCUCCCAAAGACUUGACAAAGGAAAAGUGUGAAGUUGAGCUUAAACAAGUAAACAAUCUGACCAUGACCAAAAAGAAUUACUGUUAUGUUUGUGGUAAGCCACAAAGCAAAAUUUCCCGCCAUUUGAAAACACACAAGACGGAUGCUGAAAUUGUAAAAGCAUUUUCCCUCCCUGAGCACUCAAAAGAGCGCAAGAUUUUGGUAGAAAAGAUGAGGAAUAAGGGAAAUUUUAGACACAACACUGCAGUUUUAAAAGAUGGAACAGGGCCACUGAAAGUGAAAAGAAAACCAAAGGCUAAAGCACUCGCUGGAAAGUUUAUUCACUGUAUGUACUGUCAGGGCAUGUACAUUCGUAAGGAACUUUGGAGACAUGCCCGCAGAUGCCCCUUUAAGCCAGAAAACACUGAACUGAAUAGAGAACCUGGGAGAACAAAAGUACUGGCUUUGGCUGAAGCUCAAAAAAAUGCAUUCUGUCAGCAGAUCUCAAGCGGAGUGUGGAAGAUCCUUAGUGUCAUGAAACAGGAUGAGGUUGCCUCUGUUGUGCGAAAUGACCUCUCCAUUAUUAAUUUAGCUCAGUCACUCUACAACAAACAUGGACAAGACCCUACUAAGUACGAGUACAUACGACAGAAGCUCCGUGAAGUGGGGCGUUUGUUGCUAUGUCUGCGUACAGACUUCUCUGUGCAUAACCUAGAGGAGGCUGUUAAACCUGCUAACUUCCAGAGGGUUGUGCAAGCUGUAAAGAGAGUUUCCGGUUUUGAUGAAGAAAAACACUCGUAUGCAACACCAAGCCUCGCUCUGAAAUUGGGUCAUACACUUCAGAAAAUUUGUGACAUUGUUCAUUGUAGGGCCCUCAUGGCCGAAGAUGAGGACCUGAUCAAGUCCACUGACAUGUUCAAGAAGCUCUACACCACCAAGUGGUCUGAGGUGGUGUCUCACGGUGCCCUGAACACAUUGAGUGAUGCAAAAUAUAACAAGCCAUCAACAUUACCCUUCACAGAAGAUGUUCAGAUCCUUCAUCGGCACCUUGAGAACUCUGCAGAAACUGCCUUUCGCAACUUGGAGGAGGCCAGUACUCAGAACUACGCACAACUUGCAAAGUGUACACUUGCACAAAUCAUUGUGUUCAAUCGAAGACGUGCUGGGGAGGUUUCAAAAAUGCGCCUCAAAAGUUUCCAUGAAAGAGACAAUACGAAGCUUCAUGAAGAUGUUGCAAUGGGGUUGUCGAAGACUGAACAGAGACUCUGCAACUAUUUCAGCCGAAUCGAAAUAAUGGGGAAAAGGGGCAGAAAGGUUGCAGUUCUGCUCACACCAAGCAUGGUGGAGGCUCUGUCACUCCUUACCAGCAAAAGAAUGGAUUGUGGUGUUUGUGCCACAAAUGUCUUCCUGUUCGCCAUACCCAACUCGAUGAGCCACUACAGAGGACAGGACUGUUUGCGUGUUCAUGCAAGCGAGUGUGGAGCAAAGCACCCCGAGUACCUCAGGUCGACACAGCUCAGGAAACAUGUCGCCACACUCUCUCAAGUCCUUAAUUUGAAAAACAACGAACUUGAUCAAGUUGCAGAUUUCCUGGGUCACGACAUCCGUGUUCACCGGGAUUUCUACAGAUUACCAGUUCCCACAACACAACUGGCAAAGAUUUCCAAAUUGCUUUUAUCGAUGGAGAAAGGGAAUCUUUCCACCAUGCAGGGGAAAUCACUGGACGAAAUUGAAGUGGAAGAUGAAAUUGCAUUAAGCGACGCUGAAGAAAAGGACAGUGGGAGUGAAUCAGAUGACGGUUGCACAGCAGGCAGAGGAUCAGAGGGUGGGACUAGCGAGCCUGUAAAUGCUGCAUCCGACUCUACAAAGCAGGUCCAUGGCUUUGACGAUGCAGCAGGAACCGUGUCGUCCACAGUAAAUGAGAGCUACCCUCUCUCUGAAGGAAAAGAUGCUGGGUCCAGAAGAGGGACAAAGAGAGCGUGGUCUAAAUGUGAGGUUCAAGCGGUAAUGCGGCACUUCAAAGACCAUAUUCGUAAAGGUCACUUGGCCACCAAGAACGAAUGCAGUCACUGCAAGUUGGUUGAAGGACCCGUCUUGGAACAAAGAACUGUGCAAAAUGUCAGAGACUUCGUCCGGAAUCGGGGAACAGCUGAAAAAAGACGGUCCCAGCUGUAAACAAACAAGCGUUUUUGUUAUUUGUUCUACAUCCUUUUUUGUCUUAUCUGUUGAUUAGGUAAAUUUCCAUGGUGCGAUGAAAAAAUGUUAUGUAUGUCCUGCCCAUCGCUCUGUCGUUCUCUUCGGUUGUUUGGUAAACAGGACUUGUUUUUCCAAAAGCACUAGUCUUUUGUAAACAAUUGUUUCAUAAAAUAGUUUACAAAACCACUGUAGUCUGGUUGCUUGUGUCCUGAGUGGGACAGUAAUAAAAAAAUCGCCCCAGCUCAUUGUUGUGUUUUUCAUGUUAAGUGAAACCCAGGUUGUAGGGGCUGAUCUCCCUCUGCAUAGAUGGAUCAUUAGAUAAUAUAGAUAGAUUUCUACACAUACUGUCUCAGUUUGAGGGGCUAAAUUUGUAUGCCACUAAUUUGGCCAUCCUUUAACAAUAUUUUUUUAUAUUAAAUUGAUGGUUCCAGUAAUGCUGUGUCCAGUCUGUGUGUAUUUAUGUUAAUGAGGAGGGCGGGAUCAUUGUCCCUUUAAAGACCCAAUAGUGUUUUCUUGGUCCUUAUAAGUCAUACUUUUGUCAAAAUAAAAAUGUCUACCUAUACCACAGUAUAAUUAGGUUGCUGUGUAUGAGGUUGUGUAGGGUGUAUCUGAAAUCUAAAGUGAGCUGAUUUUUUUUCAGAUUUUUUGAAGUGUUUUAACCUAACUGCCAAAGCUGAAGGACCUCAGGAAAGGGUAGUCCAUCUAAACCACACCCGGGCCUGUAUGGCGAAAAAGUCCACCUAAUACAUAUCUACCUGUAUGUGUGUGUGUGUGUGUGUGUGUGUGUGUGUGUGUGUGUGUGUG